CUGGAGCCAAAGCAUUUGUGUGCGAGCAGUGUGGAGCACAGUUCUCGAAGGAAGAUGCAUAUGAUGCUCACCGGCGGACGCACAAUGGCUCUGAUAUGGCUGUGUUCUGUCUCCUCUGUGGGAAGCGUUUUCAGACUCAGACCGCACUCCAGCAGCACAUGGAAGUACAUGCAGGAGUGAGAAGCUACAUCUGCAGUGAGUGCAACAGGACUUUUCCCAGCCAUACUGCUCUUAAACGCCAUCUCCGCUCACACACAGGUGACCAUCCAUAUGAGUGUGAGUUCUGCGGAAGCUGUUUCCGGGAUGAAAGUACUCUCAAGGGCCACAAGCGUAUCCAUACAGGGGAGAAGCCUUAUGAGUGUAAUGGCUGUGGGAAGAAGUUCAGUCUCAAGCACCAACUGGAAACGCAUUACAGAGUUCAUACAGGCGAGAAACCUUUUGAGUGCAAGUUGUGCCACCAGCGCUCUCGAGAUUAUUCCGCCAUGAUAAAACAUCUCCGGACCCACAACGGAGCCUCACCUUAUCAAUGUACCAUCUGCCUCGAAUACUGUCCCAGCCUAUCUGCCAUGCAGAAGCACAUGAAGAGUCACAAACCAGAGGACAUCCCUGCUGACUGGAGAAUUGAAAAGACCUACUUGUAUUUGUGUUAUGUGUAGAAAAUAAAUUCAUAUGUUUGUGGGGAAAGUAAUAUGGGGAAGGCUGAGCAAUACAGACAUGUUAAUAACCCACUUAAAAAGCAAAGAAAUCAAACACAUCCACCAUUGUUGGCUUUCUCGUGGAAUCAUUUGGGAUUCUGAUCAUAUUGCCUAAUAGAACGCAAGCUCUUUUGGGUUUGUUUGGGAGCACCCUGCAAAGAUUAAAUGAUCUUACAAAUGGCAUUAAUCUAUUCCAGUUUAAUUU
Molecule: messenger RNA, 900 nt
Organism: Nanorana parkeri
Lineage: Eukaryota; Metazoa; Chordata; Amphibia; Anura; Dicroglossidae
Product: zinc finger and BTB domain-containing protein 16
Exons: 4
Biological process (GO): regulation of transcription by RNA polymerase II
Molecular function (GO): RNA polymerase II cis-regulatory region sequence-specific DNA binding; DNA-binding transcription factor activity
Source: RefSeq, a predicted model, not a curated record